GAUUGCAUGCGGCAGUCAGCAACGACUUCCGGGAUGCUUCCCUUUGUAUUUCUUUUUGUUUAAUUUCAUUAUUCUAUUUUGUUUCUUAAUUCUCUCUUUUUUAUUUAUUAUUUUGUUUUACGAAACCAAAUGGCGUUUCGUUAAGGUUUCACAGUUUGUGAAAUCCAUCGGAAACAAUAUCUGAAUUCACUCUGAUUCUCCCGGUGGGACUUCACCGGAACCAUCUCUGACGCCGCCGCUGCCGCUGUUCCCAUCUAACCCACCACUCUCUCUCUCUCUCUCUCUCUCUCUCUCUCCCCUUUGAAUUUUUCUUUUUGUUUCCCAAUUCUUCUCCCCUUCCGAAAUGGUCAAAGCUCUGCCCCUUCACCACGGAAUUGUGAAAUCUUUUCCCAAAUUCGGCAGUUCUUUUGAUCUUCCUCCGUCUCCUCAACUUCUGUCCGCGAGGCUCGCCGGCUCUGGUUUCAAUAGGCUUCCUUUGUCUCGGAAAUUUCCGCCGCUUUUUCAGAAAGUUUCUGCGACUGGUGAGAAGACUUCGCUUUUUGGAGCUUGGACCCAAGAUAGUGCCUUGCAAUUUCGAGAUGAAUCGCCUGUUUCGAUUGAGCUUAAGUCAAUUUCGAGUGAACUUGAGUUCGAUAAGGCUAUUGCAGAUGCGGAGGAACGCAACGAGCUCGUGAUUCUUGUUUGGAUGGCUAACUGGUGCAGAAAUUAUAUCUAUUUAAAGCCUCAACUGGAAAGAUUGGCUGCUGAUUAUUACCCCAGAUUGCAAUUCUACUGCAUUGAUGUCAAUGUGGUGCCACACAAGCUAGUUGUUCGAGCCGGACUAGCUAAGAUGCCAGCUAUACAGCUAUGGAAGGAUGGUAAGAAACAAGAUGAGGUGGUUGGUCUCUACAAAGCAUAUCUAGUUGUCAACGAUGUUCGGAAAAUGAUUGAACGUGAGCUAACAGAUGAGUGACAUACGAUUCAUUUUUACCCACAUCCUCUUAUCCACUUAGUGGUAUUGAAAUUGAUUGAUAACAUCUCACAGAAAUUCCUUUCUGCUUAUAUUCAUCAACAUAAAGAACAAAGCCUGGCUGGCCUUCUUGCCAAGUCUUUGUCAUUGCAGAGAUCAUUUCUUUGUUGUCAUGGGGUGGAUGAUCUAACAUGUAUGUCCAAUUCUUGACAAUAUACGCAUUGUGAGGAAGUCUUAUUUGUAAGGUUUACCUUCCUUUUUAUACCAUUCCUUUCCCUUAUAUCUGAUAUGCAGAGGGCUCUGUUUUGUGUUGGUAGAUUAAUUUAAUUGUUCUGAUCUAUUAUGAAUUACACGUCUCUUUCCGAGUCUUCUGGA
Molecule: messenger RNA, 1324 nt
Organism: Cucumis sativus (cucumber)
Lineage: Eukaryota; Viridiplantae; Streptophyta; Magnoliopsida; Cucurbitales; Cucurbitaceae
Product: thioredoxin-like 3-2, chloroplastic
Exons: 5
Coding region: 344-952 (202 amino acids)
Cellular component (GO): chloroplast stroma
Source: RefSeq, a predicted model, not a curated record